CAGCCCUGUAUCGGGCAAGUUGGGGCUACAAUUUUUUUUUAAAUGAUUUGUGAAUGAUUAGUUUCAAAAAAAUUGUGAUGUUUGGAAGUGAAUUGGUUUAGGGAUAUAAUAUAUUAUUGAGGAUGAAGUUCCAACUAUACCUACUAGUAGCUCUAGCAGCAACUAUUAUUUUGGACGUAACAGAUGCCAGGGUUCGCAGGAAAAAGGUAAAGAAGCAACCUUCUUCUACAACUGAAAGUCUACCAGAAACAACUUCAGAAGAAACCGUGCACCAAGAAGACGCACCUACAAAACUUAGUUUAGAUACUGCCGAUUUAGAAAUAAGCGAACAGGAAGUUUCGUCGGAGCAGGUCCUCAAAAAAUCUAAAAAAGGUGGAAAACGUAGGGCUGUAAAGAGGAAAGUUGACGGUGUCCAGAAUCAAGAACCAAGUGAUGACUAUAAUCCCGAUUAUGGAGACUACGGUGAAAAUUAUGCCGAAUAUAAUGAAGUAAAAGUUGCAGGUGUAACAGAGCGAAUAACUACUCCCCAACCUUACGAUGAACGACCAAGAUUUGUAGAAACAUCAAUUAGACCUAUAGGUAUAAAUACUACUCCAAGCCCUAGAGGAAAUGUUCAAGUAAGUGUUAUUGAGCCAUCACCUGAAAGCCAUAUUGGGGCCAUUAAUGACUGCAGACAAGAUGGAAAAUUUUACCAAGACAACCAAAAAUGGACAAUAGGAGAAUGUACCAACUGCACCUGUAUCCGGGGAACAGUUGACUGCAAAACUGACGAAAGUUGUUUACAAGGUUUAAAGCCAAGGGAGCCACAAAUCGAUGAUACCUACCCAAUUUCAGGACCCAGGGGGGAAGCAGGUUAUCCAGGAGAGCAAGGUCGUCCAGGAGACUCGGGGAUUCCAGGCUCACCAGGCACUCCGGGGGUCCCAGGACCUCCAGGUCCACCAGGAUCAAUUCCUGACCUUACUGCGUACUAUGCUCAACUGGCUGCUGCUAAUUCAGCUAACGAUAAAGGUCCUCAGAUAGUGGAGCCUUUUCAAUACCUGCAAGCACAGGUGGGACCGACGGGCUCUAGAGGUCCACCAGGUCCUCCCGGAGCUGCAGGUCCCCAAGGGUUUCAAGGAACCAGAGGCGAAAUUGGAGAACCGGGAUUGCCGGGACCUAUGGGACCAGCUGGACUAAGAGGUCCACCUGGACCACCAGGCAAAGAUGGUGAGCGAGGAGAAGAUGGGGAGUCUGGUGCAGUUGGAGCUACAGGUCCUCCUGGAUCUAGAGGAUUGCCUGGUAUUCCGGGACUUCCCGGAGCAAAAGGCCACCGUGGUUACCCUGGACUUGAUGGCACCAAAGGCGAACAAGGACCACAAGGUGAAAAAGGUGGACAAGGAAUUCCCGGUUUUGUCGGUCCUAUUGGCCCCUCCGGUACACCUGGACCAAGAGGAGAAAGAGGUAGAGAAGGACCUCCAGGACCUCCUGGCUUAAGAGGACUUGAUGGUGUAGCUGGACCACCUGGCCCAGCGGGGUCUGUGGGUAAACCGGGGCCACCUGGCUUUCCAGGAAUACCUGGAGCAAAGGGAGAUCAAGGAGCGAUUGGUCCUCAAGGAAAUCAAGGCUUACAAGGUCCUAGAGGAGAACAAGGACGUCCCGGUGAACCCGGUGAAACUGGACCCUCUGGUCCUCCUGGAAAAGAUGGAUAUCCCGGUGAAAAAGGGGCCACAGGAUCGCCAGGACUAGUGGGACCACCAGGUUUUCCAGGAUCAAGAGGCCCUCCUGGAAACGACGGUCAUCCUGGAAUUCCUGGAGCCAAGGGCCUACCUGGUCAACCUGGAGAAAGAGGUUACAAAGGAGAAACAGGGCCAAAAGGAGAAAUUGGCUCCCCAGGGUUGAGAGGUCUUCCUGGACCUUCAGGACCUGAAGGAAAAAGGGGAAGAAGGGGAAACAGAGGUCCACCAGGACCCAACGGACCACAAGGCGAACGUGGUAUUCCUGGAAUUACUGGAUUACCUGGACCUGACGGCGCACCCGGCCCCAAAGGACAAGCUGGUGAACGAGGUGCUGUAGGACCACAAGGCAUUAAAGGCGCACAAGGAGAAAUGGGACGUACCGGAGCUAUGGGUCUUCAAGGUCUCAGAGGCUUAACGGGAAGAACUGGUGCAGCUGGAAAAACGGGGCCUCCCGGUGAACGUGGAUUACCAGGCCAAGAUGGAAAACCUGGUGAGCCAGGAGUACAAGGUAUUCAAGGAAUUCCAGGACCUAUUGGUUUACCUGGUGAUAAAGGAUUAACUGGUGCACCUGGAAAAGAUGGAGAGUCAGGUCCUCAAGGACCACCCGGUCCCAAAGGUGAUGUUGGCAAAGACGGUUUACGAGGUCCACAAGGACUUCCUGGUAUUCCAGGUAAUGAUGGCGAAAGAGGUCCUCCAGGUGUUACUGGACCUCGAGGAUUCCAGGGCCUACCUGGAGCACCCGGUAAUCCAGGUCAGCCAGGAAAAGAUGGAGAAGUUGGUCUGCAAGGGCCGCCAGGAGUUCCUGGACCAUCAGGAAUGAGAGGGGAGAGAGGUUUUCCUGGAGAACGUGGGCCGGUAGGACAGCCUGGCGCUACAGGACAAAAAGGAUCUACUGGAGCUCAAGGAUUAGAUGGACCUGCGGGCUUACCAGGUCCAAGAGGAAUGAAAGGUCAUCAAGGUCCGCAAGGUCUUAUAGGAUUACCAGGCUUGAGGGGUGUACCUGGAUCACAAGGAGAAAAGGGCGAAAGAGGCGCAUUUGGUCCUAUUGGACCUGAAGGACCUCCUGGUCGACAGGGAGAAAGAGGACCUAUCGGUCCAUUAGGCCCGCCAGGUCCACCAGGCGAACCAGCUGCCCCUGGAGAGCCUGGUACACCAGGAUCUACAGGAGAGCCAGGAGCUCCAGGAACCCCGGGAGAUAGAGGACCGGUCGGACCAAGUGGUCCCCAAGGAUUCCCAGGACCACCUGGUCUAGUUGGCUUGCCAGGCCCUAAAGGAGAAAGAGGAACAUCAGGAUUAAAGGGUGAACAGGGAAACCCCGGCCACAUAGGUCGUCCUGGAGAGCCAGGAUUACAAGGUCCUGUUGGUCUAACAGGUGCGAAAGGCGCAAGAGGUGAACCCGGUCAACGGGGAGACGUAGGGUUAAUGGGUCCACCAGGGCGACCAGGAGAUCAAGGGCCUGCUGGCCAUCCAGGCAGUACAGGUUCACCCGGUCCCGCUGGCCUUCCAGGAAUUAAAGGAUGUCACGGUGAUCAGGGUAAGCCAGGAAAUAGCGGACCUCCAGGUUUACCAGGUAUACCAGGUGUGGAAGGCCCCAAAGGAGAAUCAGGUUCAGAUGGGCCUCCAGGUAUAGCCGGACCCGUCGGCCCGCAAGGACCUGCUGGUGACAGAGGUUUGCCUGGACUACCUGGUGCGCCUGGUUUACCGGGUCAACAAGGACACCGUGGGACUCCUGGAGAACAGGGUAUACCAGGAAAGCCAGGAAAUGAAGGACCGAUAGGUCCCCAAGGAAUAGCAGGACCGCCGGGACCAACAGGACCACAUGGAGAUCAAGGACCUGAAGGCCCACCUGGAAAAAUGGGAGUUCCUGGGUUACCUGGACGACCUGGCGACAAAGGACCGGUAGGACCUCCUGGGCAAACAGGUCCAAACGGCCCACCUGGACUGCCGGGACCAAUGGGAUUGGCGGGUCCCAUCGGUCUUACUGGAGAACGCGGUCCUAGAGGAGAACCAGGACCACAAGGAACCGAAGGACGACCAGGCGAACGUGGUAAGCAAGGAGCACCUGGCAUAGAAGGUCCAAAAGGAGAAAGAGGUGAAGUAGGUCCUAAAGGAGCUAAGGGCCAUACUGGACUUAUGGGCUUACAGGGCUUACCAGGAGCACAAGGUCCUCCAGGAGAAAAAGGUAUGACGGGUUCUCCAGGUCUACCAGGAAAAGAUGGCGAUACAGGUCCUCGAGGUCUACCCGGUCACGAUGGUAGCCCAGGCUUACCUGGAUUAAUGGGUCCUCAAGGUUUAAGAGGUGAAACUGGUUCUGACGGAAGACCUGGCCCACCAGGAAAUCCAGGCCCUCCUGGACCACCCGGACCUCCUGGAGAUGGUAUUGGUUACGAUGCAGCAUCUCUGGCAGCAAUAUUGGCAAACGCAAAUACUCAAAAGGGCCCUGAUCCACAGGGCGAUCAACCCUAUGUUCCAAGAGUUUUUGGCAAGGAGCUGACAAAUGAAGAAACUCGAGAAUUAAUUAACAAAGCUUACGAACAACUGAAGGCUUCAUUCGAGAAAUAUAAAAGACCUAACGGCGAGAAGAAUAAUCCUGGAAAAACUUGUAGAGAUAUUUGGGCGGCUUAUCCUGAUUCACCUAGUGGCCAGUACUGGAUUAAUCCGAAUGGAGGUGAUGUUAAAGGAGCAAUUCUGGUACAUUGUGACAUGGAAACAAAAUCGUCAUGUAUAAUGCCUAGUCCCACGAGAUCACAAGAACUUUCGUAUAUUGGUACAGAUCCAGAAAUUUGGUUGGGAGAGAUUGAUAAGGGAAUUAAGAUUUACUAUAAGGCAGAUUCUACCCAAAUAGGUUAUUUACACCUUCUAUCUUCUAGAGCCACACAAAAUAUUACUUAUCACUGUCUAAACUCAGUUGCCUAUUAUGAUGUUCAGAGACAUACUUACAGAAAAGGAAUAAAACUCAUGAGCUAUAAUGAUAUGGAAAUUACUCCUAAGGGAGCCAAACUAAAAUACGAGGCAAUUAUUGAUGAAUGCAAGCAUCGUCCAGCUACUUGGGCCAAGUCAGUUCUGCAAUAUAAUACCGAUAAGCCUUCUAGGCUACCAAUAACAGACAUCGGUAUUCGUGACAUCGGCAAACCAAACCAGGCAUUUUGGGUGGAAAUUGGAGCGGUAUGCUUUUCCUAAAAAGCUGCGGUGAUCGUACUUAAUACUGCCAUAAUAUUUCAAAGUGAAAGUGAUAACAGUUAUGUAUUCCUAUAAUAUUUUUUUAUAAGAAUGUUAUGUUUAAAUAAUAAUUUUGUAAAUUAUAUAGAUAUGUCACAUUUUUACAUUGUCUAGAUAAGAAAGAGUGCUAAAAUAGGUUACAUUUUAGGUAUAUUUUUAUUAAACAUAAGUGUAUAUUUA
Molecule: messenger RNA, 5114 nt
Organism: Anthonomus grandis grandis
Lineage: Eukaryota; Metazoa; Arthropoda; Insecta; Coleoptera; Curculionidae
Product: collagen alpha-1(I) chain-like
Exons: 27
Coding region: 123-4895 (1590 amino acids)
Molecular function (GO): extracellular matrix structural constituent
Source: RefSeq, a predicted model, not a curated record